GGAUGCCAAACAGGCUUCGGUGGCUGCGGAGCACCAAAUCGACCAUCCUGCGGUGGUGGCGGCAGUGGUUCCAAGCGUUCAAUCGGAUACUACGAGUCUUGGUCUAAUACACGAAAAUGCCAAAGUGUAGCCCCAGAAGACCUAAAUCUGAACGGCUUCACCCACAUCAACUUCGCAUUCGCAUUCUUCGACCCAACAACCUUUGCCAUAGCGCCUAUGGAUGGCAAAACAGGCGCUCUCUACAACAGAUUUACAGCCUUGAAAUCUAGUGGGGUCCAGACUUGGAUCUCGGUUGGUGGAUGGUCGUUUACUGAUCCUGGACCCACGAGGACAGCGUUUUCUACUAUGUCUAGCACUUCUGCGAACCGGCAAAAGUUCAUAAGUGGAUUGAAACAGUUCAUGGAUACGUAUGGAUUUGACGGCGUUGACUUGGAUUGGGAAUACCCUCAAGCUGAUGACCGUGGAGGUGCAUCGGGUGAUACAGCCAAUUAUGUGCAGCUGGUCAGUGAUAUGAGAGCGUCAUUUGGUACGAAGUAUGGCAUCACGGUUACGUUACCGACCUCGUAUUGGUAUUUGCAGCAUUUUGAUUUGGUGGGGAUGCAGUCCUCGGUGGAUUGGUUCAAUUUAAUGAGUUAUGAUUGGCUGAUGCGUUUUGUGGUGCAUGGGGUCUGGGACUCCGCUUCUAAGUUCGUGGGACCGUACAUCGCUCCUCACACCAAUAUUACAGAGAUAGACGGAGGUCUGGAUCUUCUUUGGCGCGCAGGUGUCAGCUCCAGCAAGGUGGUGCUAGGUCAAGGCUGGUACGGGAGAAGUUUCACUCUCAAGGACUCUUCAUGUAGCACUCCAAAUGGUGUAUGCCAGUUCUCAGGUGGUGCAAAUCCAGGACCUUGUUCAAAUGCCGCUGGAAUCCUUGAUCUUCAAGAGAUUAAAGAUAUCAUUUCUACUAACAAUCUUAAACCUGUCUGGGACAAGAAAGCUGGGAUCAAACACAUCACUUGGGGCGGCAACCAAUGGGUCAGUUAUGAUGACGACGAUACUUUCAAGCAGAAGCGUGAUUUUGCAAAUGAGAGGUGUCUUGGAGGUUUGAUGGUAAUUUUCAAGAUCGACCAAAAAGGCAGCAACGGAAACUCAGCGGCUGGGAGCGCAGUUUCUACACAAGAUCAACAGGAUGCGAAACAGGCGAGUGAUAAUGCUGUAGCUGGGAUUACUUGCUACACUACAGACUGUGAUACGAGUUGCAAGAAAGGAACCAAUCAGGUUGCACAAAUGAAUGGCCAGCCUGGAGACCUUUCUACUAAUGAUCGUUGCCCGAAAAAGAUGUAUCGAAAUUUAUGCUGCGAUGAUGGUACCAUUAUGGGUGUAUGUCAAUGGAGGGGUUAUCGUGGAGUAGGGCUGUCAUGCAUGAGUGGCUGCGACAACGGGGAAACGGAGAUCGUGCAAGAUACGAAUCAUAAAGAGAAGAAGGGUGACCAAACUUGCACUGGUGGCAUACAAAGCUAUUGUUGCAAAGGAUUCAAGCCAGCUCCGAAUGGAGCAGACUUGGUGAAAGACGCCACAGCUCUUGCCAAAAGUGCUGCAGAGGCCAUCGCAGCUCAGGUAGCUCUUGAUAUUGCAGCGAAAGCAUUCUGCAGGAUUGCGGUCCCUGCUCUACUCCUCCCCCUCGAACUCCUUGAAGAUGCUAUCCCUAUCUUCGGUGAAAUCGCAGACCUAGCAGAAAUCGCCGCGACGCCAGCCAUAAUCGAAGGAUGCGUCAAAGGCAUCGAAAAAGAAGGCAAAGCCGAAUUCAAAGUAUUCGGCAAGAAACAUACAUUAGAUAUGAACAAGCCUACAGACAAGCCCGCGGAGAGCCGGCCCCCGAAGUCAUCGCAUUCGUCCGCCAAGACGAGUUCAGAGUGUCCUCGGCAGCCAAAACAUGUGAAGCGAGCAGCUCCUUGUAAUGCUGAGAAGUAUGAGACUAUUACGACGAAGAUUAGUGAUGAGCCGGGGAGUAUGGGGACGUUGAAGUGCACGUAUUCUGGUGGUAAGUCUGCUGGUGGGCAGGCUUGUCUUCAUUAUUGUGAGUAUAUCCUUCAGUAUUUUGAUCAUACUUGGUGA
Messenger RNA from Mollisia scopiformis, 2094 nucleotides. RefSeq names its product glycoside hydrolase. The record is from RefSeq and is a predicted model, not a curated record. The annotation marks the transcript as partial. Lineage: Eukaryota; Fungi; Ascomycota; Leotiomycetes; Helotiales; Mollisiaceae. Gene Ontology annotation, molecular function: chitin binding; hydrolase activity, hydrolyzing O-glycosyl compounds. Gene Ontology annotation, biological process: carbohydrate metabolic process. The transcript has 7 exons.